AUGGCACUUUUUGAGUGUAAAGUCUGCAAUGAGAAUUAUUCAGAUGUAGAUGAAUCUCAUGUUCCAAGAGUCUUAACAUGUGGUCACUCAAUUUGUCAGAGCUGUGCGGCCAAACAAAUGUCGAAUUCAUUGAUUUUGUGUAAAACAUGCCCUGAAGAAACAAUAACAAAAGUCCGAGAUGGAGAUGUUCGGAAUCUGCAGAAAAAUUUUGGUCUGAUGCAGACUAUAGAGAUGUUUCAACAGGAUCUACCACUAAAAUGCAAAGAGCAUCAAUAUAAUCUCGCGGAGUUUGUAUGUAUUGAGCCCGACUGUCCCUCAAUCGACAAGUCGAUGUGUCGGGCUUGUGAAGAGUUUGGAGUUCAUACAGGUCAUGUCAUGAGGGGAUGA
Caenorhabditis elegans is the source of this 387-nucleotide messenger RNA. RefSeq names its product RING-type domain-containing protein. Lineage: Eukaryota; Metazoa; Nematoda; Chromadorea; Rhabditida; Rhabditidae. The record is from RefSeq and is marked reviewed. Bases 1 to 387 code for a protein of 128 amino acids. Gene Ontology annotation, molecular function: zinc ion binding. The transcript is spliced from 3 exons.